CCAUGCCCAACCACAGCUUAUCUCUUGAACUAUUCUUCAGCACACAUUGGCAAGCGCUCUUUAAUUUCGCACACCCACCAUUGCAUUUUCUUGAGCUGAUCAUCGAGUUGCUCUCUUGAAGUUUCUAUCCUCUUCCAAAUUUGGUAGACGAUUCUGAGAAGAUCAAGAACAAGGUAUCUGCCAUGCUGAAGCAGAUGCUCAUGGCCUUGUCGGCGAUGGCCAAGUCGAAGUCAAUGGCUCUCAGGAGGAAGACGAACGCCCUCCGGACCCGCCUCAUCAUCUUCUCGCUGCUGCACCACAACAAGAAGUUCUUCGUCAGCACCCUCUCUCACAAGAUCCAGAACCUCCUCUCGCAUCACCACCACCACCAAGACGAGAAGAAGCCCCGCGAGGAGGCCGACGAUGCCGACGUGGCGGCGGAGCAGCCAAGCGAGAAUUCCAUUGUUAGCUACUACAACAGCAAAGCCCUGGCGCACGAGUCUAUGCCCAUUCCGACUCACUGCGAGCCGGCCAAAGACGAAGAAGAAGAAGAAGAUGAUGAUGAUGAAGUUGACGAGAAGUACCCAGAUUUGAGACACACGUUGUUUGAUGACAUCGAGGACUCGUCGCUGGGUGGGUCGGUAAUCGAGUUGGUGAAGCACUCCAAGGAAGACAGAGGAGAGGAGUUCGUGCUGGAGAACGAGAUCGACCACGUCGCUGAUCUGUUCAUAAAGAGGUUCCAUCGGCAGAUGAGGUUGCAGAAGAUGGAGUCUUUCAAGAAUUACCUGGAGAUGCUCAGUAGAAGCGUCUGAUUAUCGACCAUCGCUAAGGAUUGACCAUUAUUUCAUUACGACAAGACUUCAUGUGCAGUUGUAUCUAACGUUUUAAAAGAAGAAAAAGAAUAUUAAUCUUCUCAAUAACAAAGUUAGUCAGCAGUUGUUUUCUA
Molecule: messenger RNA, 925 nt
Organism: Syzygium oleosum
Lineage: Eukaryota; Viridiplantae; Streptophyta; Magnoliopsida; Myrtales; Myrtaceae
Exons: 1
Coding region: 183-791 (202 amino acids)
Source: RefSeq, a predicted model, not a curated record